ACAUAACAUAUUAUUAUAAUUUUAAUAUAUUACUUCAAAAUGAUUUAAUACACAAUAUUAUUAUACGUCUAUUAAAAACGUGUCUGUACCUAUACGACGGACAACGGUAUCACUUUGUUACAUAUUGCUAAAUACUUAUUAUAUCGAUAUUCGUCGGUUAUGGGCGGACUUUUUUUAGAUUUUUUUUUUUUUUGACAAACGGUUUUUCGCAUAUUGUUUUAUAUUUUAUCUUCUUAAACACUGUAGUACUGUACCAUAAUUUAAUAUAUUAUUGUUUACCAUUUUAUUUGAUUUCUGUUUACAACAUAAUAUUAUUAUAAUAUACAAUAUAUACGCAAUCGUUUUCAUAAAAUCUCCAGUCAUAUUAUAUUAUUAAUUUGCCUUUUUUUUUGUAUAAUUUUAUUUUCAAACGCUUUUAAUAUCUAUUUAUAAUAUUAUGAAGCAUGUAAAAUGUAAUGCAUAUACGUAAAAUUAUAAUACUACAUUACGUACAUCAAUCUUAAUACUACAAUAUCGACCCGGAUGAAGGACCUUAGAAUAAUUUCUGUUUUACUCAUUAUUAUCACACCCGGAGUCAUCGGUACUAGUACGGAAUGCUCAGCAUAUCAAGCACGAUCCAUUUACUGUUACGAGUGUGAUAGCGCCAAAGAUCCUCGAUGCAAGGAUCCAUUCAACUACACAGCCAUGCCUCAAGACCAACCUCCAUUGGUCAGUUGCAACGGCUGUUGCGUUAAAAUGGUCCGAUACGUGCGAACGUCAUAUGAGAGCAUCAAGAGGACGUGCACGUCACAACUGCAAAUCAACCUGUUCAUGGUUGACCACGUGUGCAUGAUGGAGGGAACGGGUACAGGACAUAUGUGCUUCUGUGAGGAGGACAACUGCAACGCGGCGACCGGACCGGCGCGAUCAUCGGCGAUAGUGCACKGUGCUGUAGCACUCGCCAUGUACGCACUUAAACUACUGUUGCACCGGUAGACCUGGUCUAAACGUCUACGGCGUUUCAUCAUACAUUUAUUUACAAACUUUUAUUUUUCCCGAGUGUAAAUUACAAUUUUUUUGAUUAUCAUCUCACAUAAUUCUAUAAUAURUAAGAAAUGACAUGUAAUAAACCAAUAAUAAUAAUAAGGUAUGUUAACAAUACAAGAGCCUUAGUUGACAGAAUAAAAACUAAGCCCCCAAUGUUAUA
This is a messenger RNA of Diuraphis noxia (Russian wheat aphid), 1186 nucleotides long. It is a transcript of the gene qvr, whose product is annotated as glycosylphosphatidylinositol-anchored protein quiver. Lineage: Eukaryota; Metazoa; Arthropoda; Insecta; Hemiptera; Aphididae. The record is from RefSeq and is a predicted model, not a curated record. Gene Ontology annotation, biological process: regulation of synaptic transmission, cholinergic; sleep; positive regulation of voltage-gated potassium channel activity.